Symbiodinium sp. CCMP2592 is the source of this 2781-nucleotide messenger RNA. The record is from the annotation of a GenBank genome assembly. NCBI's taxonomy places the organism in Eukaryota, Dinophyceae, Suessiales, Symbiodiniaceae.
GCAGCGCUGCGUGGUGCCCGCUUUUUCCAGGCAAGUAACACGACCCUCAUGCGCCAGAUCUUGGUCGGCAUAUGCCUCGCAGCCUUUGCGCUGCCAUCUGCCUGCGAGGAAGUGGCACGGAGUUCAGACAAUCCGUGCCAAGGGCCAGACUGCGCUGCAACUACGAAAAAGUCCUUAAGACAGCCAGCUCAGGAUGGAAAGUCAAAUGCACAGAUCCUCACUGAGUCGAAAACUUGUGUACGAUAUGGAUGCAAGGAUGAGUAUGUAAGGUGGCAGGAUUGUCAGUGCAACAGAGACUGCUUCAAGAAUCAGAACUGUUGUUAUGAUUACAUUCAGCAGUGCAAGGAUCCGAGGAAUGCAGGGACACCGGUUUUGGCAGCAUUGCCAAAAGCUUCGGCGAUCAACAAGACCACGUCCUUCCGCGGAGCAUCGACAGCCAAGUGGGGUAGCUGUGGUGAGUUCACUUGUGCAGAGACUUACGUCAGUUGGCGACCUUGUCAGUGCAACAGCCUUUGCAAAGACUACGGCAACUGCUGCUCGGACUACCAAGCAGUAUGUUUGUCUCCGCCCGCACCUGCAAUUCCAGGGCCUCCUCCGCAGCCGCCCGCUGUAACGCCGGAUUUGCCAGACACCAGCCGGCCGUCCGCACCCGUUGCGGCUGUGCCUGUGGAGACGACACCACCCGCUCCAGCCAACGUGUAUUCCGUGAACGUGACUGCCCUUCCUUGGACAUGGAAGGAUGGGUUGAAUGCUCCUAGUGAUUCCCCGUUGCUGACUUUCUACAUGUACCGUGCAGUGUCAGACGAAGUGUACCCUCCCUUGAACACCAACCUGGGCAGCCUGCCGGGUGUCUUGUGGUACCUCCACCAUGAGGUCGUCAUUCAAGCGCCCCGCAAAUUCCGAAUCACGCGAAUUCUGCGCUACAAGGUGCAGAUGCGUGCAACUGCACCGCUUCUUCGGCUCGGGAUGCACUUCGGAGUUCGCCUGGCCUAUGACAAGGGGCAGGCCACAGGCCCCUUUGUUUGCGGGCGCACAAAUGUCACGAACAAGGACGGAACAACAGAAGGUUACAAGCCGAAGUUCUGUGGUGAUGGUGCAUUCAAGGCUCAGUAUCUUCCAGAUCUCAAGCCGUACAAGAACGAGUAUGAGUAUUCCGCCUACGGGUAUAACGUCGGCUGCAACAAGCUGGGCGAGUAUCCCUUCCCCAUGCACCCGGUGUACUACCCCAACGCCAUCUGGUACACCUUGCCCGGUGCCUGUCCGAACAAUCUCUACUACAACAAGGACAACUCGUGCCAGGCUAGUCAGCCAGGAGGCUACUGCCCGAACAUGGAGCCGAAUGGUAACGGCACGUGCACCUGGAACUACGAGGAUGCGGGUGAGAUCUCCCUGGAUGAGUUGGUGGGCAUCAAGGACUAUGCGUCUUGGAUGCAUAGCCACCGGGAGUAUGAUCCGGAAACCGAUGAAGGUGUCAAGUUCGGCUGGUGGAAUGGAAUCAACAGUACCACCGCCAACCAGGAGCGUGUGCGACAGGCCGCUGAGCUUUUUGACAGGAGGUAUCCAUAUAUGCCAACGGUUGCCGAGCUUACCAAUCCUCCCUGCGACUUUGAUUUCGGCUACUUUUACAAGGAGUGGUACCGCAAGGACGGCUACAGCGGACCAUGCGGACCUCCUAAUGCUCACUGCAAAGGUGGCAUCUGGUGGAUUCGCCACGAAGGCCUCACACUGCAUCCGAAGUGGUACGUCCCCCUCACCGCCUCUGCCAGCGACGAUGACAUCCAGCGCCUGCUGUAUCAGCUAGGAGACGCCUACGGCAGCCACGCCCAGCAAGGAAAUUCCGUGACCUUUCCUCGCGGCUUCGCCUUGCAUGCGCAAUAUGCGAGACAGGCGUGCAACGGCAUGCAAGAGCUGACCGCAGUCUUGCACCAGAUCGGCCUGGAGCCACCCAUGGAUAUCGUCUUCGCCAUGCUAGAGGGCGAGGUUGAGACAUCUCUGCCAGAAGAGCUUCUGGGAGGCAAUGCAGUGAUCGGCAUGGACCAGGACAGGCACACGAAGAUGUUGGUUCAGGUGAAAGCCACUGAUGGCAUCGUCGACGCGUGCGAGGACGUCGUUUGUGGAGAGCUGAAGUGCCCAACCGGCUUCACCGCGACGAAGUAUGAUGGCCAUUGUUGCGCGUACUGCGUCAAUCCCGACAUCAAGAUCGAGCCCAAGAUCGUGGGGGCCACCGGAAAGUAUGGUGCAGAAGAGAGCGACGUUUGCCCGUACGUGUGGUGUUUCCCGACAAUGUGCGAAGAGGAGGCAAUAGACAUUGACAAGAGCGGCGACAUCGACUUUGACGAGUUCUGCGCUCUCUUGACAAGAAUGCUGGGCCCCGAUGGUAAGGUGGACAUCGACAGGAUGCUUCGCAGUAUGUUCGACAGCAUGUCCUACGAAGCAAAGCAGAGGAAGGCUGUGGAGACAGUCAUCCUGCACACGACGGAGCUUCGAGAGCACAAGGACAUGAUCUCUCAAGAGCAGUCGAAGCUGGAUGAGGUGGGUGACCAGAUCUCCAACCUUCAGGGUGGCUACGACAUCCUGGCCGAUGAGGUGAAAAAGCUUCGGCAGGGCCUAGAGCUGAAUCAAGAGUGCCCCGGAUGCAGCGGAACAAGGGCAGAAGCUGAGGAGCACGCUUCCUCCGCUGACGGCGAGGCCGUCGACGGCGCAAACUGCAUCAACUACGGCACAAACCGCGGGAUAUUCAACUUUCUGACAGCCUCCAGGAUGCAAUUCAAUUUUCCUUAG